AUGAGUUGGAUGUUCCUCAGAGACCUCCUGAGUGGAGUAAAUAAAUACUCCACUGGCAUCGGGUGCAUCUGGCUGGCUGUCAUGUUCAUCUUCCGUUUGCUGGUCUACAUGGUGGCGGCAGAGCAUGUAUGGAAACAUGAGCAGAAAGAGUUUGAGUGCAACGUUAGACAGCCUGGUUGUGAAAAUGUGUGUUUCGACUACUUCUUCCCCAUCUCCCAGGUCAGACUUUGGGCCUUACAACUGAUCGUGGUCUCCACGCCUUCACUUCUGGUGAUUCUACAUGUAGCCUAUCGUGAGGGUAGAGAGAAAAGGCACAGGAAAAAACUCUAUGUCAGCCCAGGCACCAUGGAUGGAGGCCUGUGGUACACUCACCUUAUCAGCCUCAUUGUUAAAACUGGUUUUGAAAUUGGCUUCCUGGUUCUAUUUUACAAGCUCUAUGGUGGCUUUAGUGUUCCCUACUUUAUGAAGUGUGAUUUGAAGCCUUGUCCCAACACUGUGGACUGCUUUGUCUCCAAACCCACGGAGAAAACAAUUUUCAUCCUCUUCUUGGUCAUUACCUCAUGCCUGUGCAUUGUGUUGAAUUUCACUGAACUGAGUUUUUUGGUCCUCAAGUGUUUUAUUAAGUGCUGUCUCCAAAAAUACUCUAAAAAACUCAAGUCCUCAGUGUGUGAGUGCCACAACCUCAGAUAUGUUAAAUAUGGUGAGAUGGGGGCCCCUCCCUUGCUCCAGAAGCACCAUUUAGACUCAGCCAUGAGCCCAGCCCAGGGAGGGGAAACAAAGGUACUCUGUGGCACACAAGAGGCUUAA
Messenger RNA from Physeter macrocephalus (sperm whale), 807 nucleotides. It is a transcript of the gene GJB7, whose product is annotated as gap junction protein beta 7. The transcript has a single exon. Gene Ontology annotation, molecular function: gap junction channel activity. Gene Ontology annotation, biological process: cell-cell signaling. NCBI's taxonomy places the organism in Eukaryota, Metazoa, Chordata, Mammalia, Artiodactyla, Physeteridae. The record is from RefSeq and is a predicted model, not a curated record. Gene Ontology annotation, cellular component: connexin complex. Bases 1 to 807 code for a protein of 268 amino acids.